GAAGUGUCUAUUUAACUGACUAGUGGAUUAUCAGCGGUAGAAAGAGAGUUGCGAAUACAGACUGUCAAUCUUGAUGCUGUUAUUUGCAUCAUUGAGAGACAGUAACUCUGAUACUGAUCGACAUGACCAUCAUCGGGAGAUCUCGGUGUCUUCAGUUGCUGACUAUUUUUCUACUCGUCGGACUGACGAUUCAACGAGAAACUGCGCAAGAGUGCGGACGAACAAAGUGCAAAACUGAAGGCAUACCCAAGUUCAAGUACAACGUAGGAACGAUUUAUCAUUACAAUCACAAUGUCAACGUGAGUCUCAAUCUCGGAAACGAAUCGACAGCGUCGAAUCUCUUCAUCACAUCCGCCGUAGAAAUUGAAUUUACAACGGCGUGUGAAGCUGAUCUUCGAAUCACCGAUUCGACUAUUGCCCAGCGCGUGAAAUCCAAGGACGAGGCGAAGUAUCCGGACCGCGCGGAAACGAAAUUCAAAGAGCAGCUUCAAAAAUACAGUCUGCGAUUUGCCUUUGAGGAUGGGCUUGUUCGAGAGUUGUGCCCCCACCCGAGGGAGACCAUCUGGAGUCUCAACAUCAAACGCGGCAUUCUGUCGAUGCUUCAAAAUACCAUGAAGCGAUUCGACGUCGAUCAUCACGAUAACGAGCUGGACGUCAUCGGAAUCUGCGACACGCGCUAUCGACUUCACGAGGCGAGGAAGACUAGUCUCAUCAUCACGAAGGUCAAGGACUUGGACAGCUGCUCCAACCGGGGCAAACAUCUAUCGAUAAUCCAAUCCAGUGGAUACACGAGCCCCCGGAAGCACUCGAAGAACGGUCUUCUGGAUUCUCACAUGAACUGCGAAAUCGUUAUCGAUCACAAUAUUUAUGAAAGCGUCUCCUGCAAGGAGAGUCACACGCUGAAGGCACUGUCCAAUCGCGACGCCGCUGUCAAGACCACUGUCAACUCAGACCUAGUGCUAACCGAAGAAGUGAAGAAGGAAGACGCUCUCUCAAGCUUCGACUACGAAGACGAGGAGAACGCGAAGAUCAGUUACAGCAACAUAGUUCCAACGAAUCUCCUGUACGAUCACUCGUCGGAGGUGUCAGCAGGCAAAACCAGUCACUCAGAGCUGCGCACCUCGAGAGAUCUCUUGAAGAACAUGUGCCUUCUGGGGACCAGCGGCCAGCUGGAGCAGCAGUUCUCGGAGAUGUUCACCAAGUUCAUUCACUCGGCGCGGGCCCUCGAUUACCCCUCACUAUCGCAGUUAUUGUACCGAGCCGACAGCAUCUGCAUCGGGGGAAAGAGGCACAUCCUGGACGCUCUUCCCUUCAUCGGCUCCGGGGCAUCCCUCAAGGUCAUGAGGGACACAAUGUCCAAGAAGAUGGUGGACAAGGACAGGAGUGACAAGUGGGUGACCGCCAUCGCUCUGGUCCCUCGGCCAGACGCAUCAACAGUCGCUGCAUUGCUAUCACUUCUCGAGUUGGAGCGAGACAUGCCUGACGCACAUUUGACUCUAGUUUACUCAGCAGUUGUCCACGCGUUCUGUCAGAAUGACGCGGCCAUGAACAAGUGGAGGCACCGCGAGCAGGCGGGGGGGUUCUUCCAGAAUGACGACUGUUUGUCGAUCGAAGGAACCGGCAUAAACAAAUUCAUGGCGAGACUGGAGGACACUAUCGAGCGAGGCUGCACCCCGCGAUUUCAUAAAUUAGAGGAGAAUAUGAAGACCUUGGAGGCGCUGAAGGCCAUCGGGAACAUGGGACUGGAGACCGAGGGAAUUUUGAGGAAACUCAAGACGUGCGUCAACGACGCGGGAGGAUUUCUCCCCAUGGAGACGAGUCUCGCUGCUAUCGAGGCCCACAGAAGGCUACCGUCGUGCCAAGAAACUAGAGAUAAAAUUUUCCUGGAACUCUAUCGAAAUGUUACCUAUGAUCCCGAGAUAAGGAUUGCCUCUUAUUUACAAGUCAUGCGCUGCCCAGAUUACACUGUAAUCAAAACGAUAAAACGCAUUCUGAGGGAGGAGCCGGUCAAUCAAGUCGGCUCCUUCGUGUGGAGUCAUUUAACUAAUUUACAUGCGUCAUCGUCACCCACGAGAAUUGAAAUACAGAGUUUGCUGACGGAUCGCGACCUCGGGGACAAGUUCAACAGCGACGCUAGGAAAUAUUCAAGAAAUUAUGAGACAUCUUUCUUCUCGGAGGAGUACAACGUCGGUGGAACAUUCCAGAGUAAUGUCAUAUUUUCAUCGAAAUCUUAUGUCCCACGAACAUUGACAUUCAAUGUCUCGUUGGAUUUAUUCGGCGAGUCUGUCCACGUGUUCGAAGCUACAAUCAGAAUGGAGGGGAUGGAGUAUUACGCGGAAAAGUUCUUCGGCCCCGACGGACCACUCGCGAACGAGAAGAUUUCCCGUCACAUUGCGAGCUUCCUCAGGAAAAUCAGAUCUCCUGAUGAUGUCAAUGCCAUUUGGGACAGCGUGAAACGUCUGCCGAACAUAAUAGACAAUAACUUUGACGACCCCAGGAUCAGCAUCUCCUACAAAAUAUUCGGGAAUGAACUGGACUUCAAGACGUUGAGGGGAAAGGACGAUAUUGCCAGGAAUGUUCUUGCUUUAGAUCCCUGGACCAAGAUAUUGAAACUAUUCUCCGGUAAAGAACUGCGUUAUGAUAAUGCUGCCAUGUUCUUGGAUUCCAGUUAUAUUGUGUCGAGCACAGUGGGACUACCGGUGAGACUGGAUCUCACGGGAUCUGCUGCUUGCAAUCUUAAACUCUCCGGUCUCCUCGAUGCCGGCGAGUCCUCGAAGAAAACGGAAAUCCAAUUCGCUGGGAAUUUGGCGCCGAGUGUCAGCGUUGACGUCACUGGGAAGAUGACUGUGGACGCAUUCUACAAAAGCGCAGCUAUCAAACUCAGAAGUAACAUCUACUCGUCGAGUGCAGUUAGAUUGAAACUGGAAAUCAAGGGGAUGGAGCUGAUCAGACUCAAUGUGGGGCUUCCUAAUCGCAAGCUGGAAGUGUUCUCCAUGAGGACGGACAUUUUACUGGUCAGUGGGAACGAGGGAGCCACGACGGAGACGUCGGCGAUAGGCUCGUUGAGACAUCAGCCCGUCUAUUUCGCCAACACCACGUGCAGCUGGCCAGUUCUCGAACGAUUGAUCGGGCUCAAGAUGUGUCUUGAUUAUCAAUUUCCGAAUACCACUGAAAUCACUGAUGCCUCGUACUUCUUGCUCAAUGGACCCACGUUAUUCAGAACUUUGAUUAUCAAGGCUGAUCCCACAGCUGAGAGCUAUUUGUUUGAAUACAAGUGGAAUGCGUCUCCGACGGAGAGCAUCAUAAAGCUCGCAUUCGACACCCCAGGCUCUAAAAUCCAUCGCGAAGCCAGUGCAGUCCUCAUGUUCGACGCGCCAAAUCGAAACGUAAGUCUGCUCCUCUCCUCGGCAGGCAACAGCCUCGUGGCGAAGGGCACGUACAAACGCACCGACGACGAAGCCAUGAUCGACGUCGGUCUCGACGUCAACGGCACCAAGCACCUCCAAGGGUACAUGGGCUACGUCCGCAAGAAAGGCAACUACGGCUACACCUACAGCCCCAAAAUGUACCUCGCCAUAAACGGGGAGCGAGUGGCGGAGCUCCAAGGGACCAUCAGAGACGCUCACAAGAACAACGUCUCCCAGUGCGACAUCGACCUGACCUUCGAGACGAAGAGAGUCAAGAGCAGAGUAAUGGGAUACGUGAUGACGAGGGCCACCAGUUUAACCGGGAACAUAAAACUGGAGUAUCAGUUCCAACAGACGAUGAGGAAUGAGACCCUCCAGGUGGAGAUCGCCUUGGCGAAUAGAUCAACGAAGACGUUAACCCAUAAAGAGGCCAAUCUGAAGAUCCAGUCCAGCGCUUAUCCCCAAUUGAACGCCAUCAUCAACAGCUGGUAUCAGCAAGCGCUCGGUCACCUCGAACUCCACCUGGAGAUCAACGGAAAGCCCCACCUGAGGGACGAUCGCCACAAAUUGACAGCCCAAUUAGUCCUAACUCAUUCCAAAGCCUAUUUCCAGAGUGAGGAGGCCAAGAUAAACGCCUACUUCGCCCUCACCAAGCCCAUUCAAAACCUCGACAUUAAAAUCGGAAUCCAGAGAUUCUCCGUUGGUCCCGCGUCGAAGACGUACUUCCUGGUGAGAUAUGCGCCGGGAAAGGAGAUCACUCUAGCCAUCAACUUGAUCACCCCUAGGGGGAGCAUGUACGCUGUUGAGGCGCACGUGAAUAUGACAAUUCCAAACCUCGAGUCUCUGAUCAUCGACGUGAAAAUAACGGAGAAAGCGAGACGAGAGUACGACAUAGACUUCGCUGGCACUUGGUUCAGUGGACACAACGUCACAAUGCGAGGCACUUAUGCUGACAGAUCUUCAGGGGUUCCUGGGCUCACUGGAGCCCCGCGCAUCGUCAGUCACAAUCUGAAGCUCCUUGUGAGAUCCCCGAAUCUCGAGAGGGAUAUCUUGAUCAAUUGUAAACUCUAUCGGGACCUCACUGACGUCAAACUCGACGUCAAUGUCGAGUAUUUGGAUGCCGAUAAAUACGCCCUCAAGUUCGAACACUCGGAGGUGCAUCUGGGAAAGUUCACGACGUGCGCCGAGGCGAGGUACAGGAACAAUGUCUACGCAGUCACUGCCAAUGUCGAUGUGCAGCGGGAGAUCAGGAUGGAGAUCCAUCUGGAUCGCUGGAGGGACGUGCACCUCGUUCUCACUGGUAUCAACGAAGAAACCAACAAAGAAUUUGGAAUUGAGAUAAAGUGGGAUGCGAAUCGCGAUCCAGAGUUAAAAUUCGCGACUCUCCUGCAGUUGGCGAAACAUUACGAAGACACAGGGAUCACUUACUCCCACAAUCUAACGGCGUACGUCAUGGUGACGUACCCUGGGAGACUCUUCACGACUUCGGGUUUACUGGCCAUGAGGAACGGUAAUAAUUAUGUUCUCGAUGGGAGGGUCGUCUGGGAGCCACAGAGCAUCAUUCAAUUCGGCGUGGACAUUGACUUCGACCCCGACAACUGGAGGAAUUCAGCCAAGUUCGACGGACAGAUUCUGACGCCCUUCGAGGGCUGGAGGAAGACCAGUUUGAACGCCAAAUACAACUGGACAGAGAAAACCCUUGGGAUCAAUUGCGACGCGCACUGGCAGGAUAACGAAAAAUUCCUGGUGCAUCUGCUGGCGAAUUAUGACGAAUUGGACGACGGGGGGGACGAGUACAGAGCUGACUGUGGAUUGAUCAGUUCGAUUCAUAACAUGGGCUGGAUGACAGCUAACGUCACCCACAGGCUCUCUCGAAGUGACCAGACCUCGAGUAUGGAUUCCACUCUUCUUGUUAAAUACCAUCCUGAUAAUGUCAUUGACGUCAAGAGUAAUUGGAGUAUCGAUGGGCCCUCCAGAUCUGGUGAUAACAUCACUUUAACCGGGAACCUUCAGUUUGCAACUCCCCUGACUAAUUACAAAAAUGGAGAUAUCAAAUUACAGCUGAGGUGGGAGCCCAAUUGGAAAUUCGGAGGUGCGUCCAGCGCGGAGAUUGAUCUGAGAAAAUACACGGGGAUUUUGCGCGGCGAUCUGGCGAGAAUUAGAGAGUCUAUGAUAGAAUUUAAUUUAACAACUCCUCUGGAGAAAUACAGAUCGGUCAGCGGGAGGUUUGGCAUUUCCGAGAGAAAUAGACACAUUGUAGCUGAGGUCGUCAGUCCCUCCGGUCCCCUGGGGAUCGAGGCCCUCUGCCAACUGUUCACCAACCCCAACAAUGAUUUUAACGUCAUACUGAAGCUGUCAACUCCCAUCGAGCUCCUCCAGAGGUUCUGGAUUAUUGGAAAAAUGGCGAAAACCGAGGCCGAUUUUAGAGUGGCUUAUAAUAACAUCACUGCUGGCUUCCAGGCUGUCUGGCACUACAACAACAUCACGGAUUUCCACUACAGCUAUAUUUUGUUCACCCCGAUUCACGGAUUGCACGAGAGUGGAAUUGUGGCUAAACUCAUCGUUCCAGGCCUCAAUAGUCAGGCGCCCAAGCAGUACGCCAUCGAUACGGAAUUCUCAGUUAGAGUUGUGGAGACGAAAAUAGGGUUCAAAGCGAUCUCCGGACAAAAAAUUACUGCUCGGGGGCUGAAACUCUUGACGGAUGACGAGGCCGAUGAAGAUCACGAGGAUGACUUCAGCUGGCAUGGCGAUGCCGAAGUGAAUCUGGCUGUUGUCCCAGCAAUUACUGGGACUCUGGAUGUCGAUAAAGAUGGGAUUGUGUAUCAGGUCGCUGGAAUCCUCACAAUUCCCAAUGGAGUUGUCAUCCUCAAUGACAAAUUCACUAUUGAAGAUGUCUUCGAUAUGAAGAAUAUUCUGGAGAUCACGACGCCGUUCCCCUGGGCAGCCAGGAUCAAUUACAAUUAUGUAUUCAAAGUGGAUAUGGAGAAUUCCAUCUACUUCAUGGACACCCAGGUGCACGUGAAUCGAGUCGUCUCAGUCAACUCUUCACACUGGAUAGAGAUCGGAGUGACGGCGAAUUAUUCGUACGCCGAGGGGGACGAGGACGACUCGCAGAGCCACAGGCUCGAGUUGAUACUGAAAACACCUCUGGAAUUGUUGAAACGGAUUGACGCAGUUGGGACGUACGAGAACGACGAGAAUGUCUUCAAAUCGCGCAUUGAAAUGAGGACUAAUGAGAGUACUGUGGAGUUCAGUAGCUCCUUGGAGCUGGAAGAGCAUUUCUUCGACGGAACGUUCACGCUUGGAGUGAUCUCCCCGAUUUUGACGAUACCGACGACGAAAAUCACAGUGAAAAAGGACUUCACCGAGAGGGAAAAGAGGAUUGAGGCUGGGAUUGAGAUGAAGGAUGUGAGGAGAGCUCCAUGCAGAGUGCAAGUAGCCUGGCAGAUUGAGUCGGAAGAGCGUGCGGUGGUUUCUCUCGCUCUGGAGACGUGGAUUCAGUCCCUACCCAGUGCCGAGUUCGACGUGUCCUACUCCAACGAUCUACCUCAGAACAGGAAUCUUCAGAUUGACGCGAGACUUAAACAUCAUCCCCAGCGCGAGUACACAGUAUCAGGCACUUACGAACCGACAGGGGCUAUUCAAAUUAAUUUAUCCGGACCAGACGAUAUUGAAUAUAAAUUCGAGGGAACCCUCGAUCAAUCAAACAGACUCGUUGGAACAUUAGUGAACAUGAGAGAUUCCGAUGUUUAUCGCGUGAACGGACAAUUAAAUCUCGAGAAAGGCGAGAGGGGAAUCACCUCCUUGGACUCGGCAAUUUUAAUAUCAAAUGAUAAAAAUGGAGAUGAGCAUAACGUGAAUUUGCAGAUGACGAGAGAGGAAUAUGGAGUGAAAUUCCUGGUAGGAAGUGGUGUGAUGAACGCCAGUUCUGCGUUGAAGUACAUAAACGCAUUCAACUGGGGCGUCACCUUGGAGACUUCAUUCCCCAUCAUUCAGUCCGACCGAAGUCCGCAGACAGUCCAGUAUCGCCUAGAAGCCCGUACAAACGUCCAAGCCAACGGAAACACGAGUCUCUACAUCCGCGUGGAAUCCCCUCUGCGAGGUCUAGAGAGCCUCGAAACCUCCGGAAAUCUUCUCCUGGGAGGUGACAGCGGAGACACUAGACUCAGUCAUCGCCUCAACGCCGACCAAUACCAAUUGAAUUGCGCGUGGAAAUUGGCGUACAUGAUCGACAUGCUGUUCCGAGUGCAGGGGUCAGCGAAUGAGAGGACAGCUGGGGUCGAGGUCUUCCUGAAGAACCCGAGGAACGCCUUCACGAGCCUGAACGUAGGCUUUGACGUGAGGGUCGACGAGGAUCGCUGGAGAUGCGCCACGAACGCAACCGUUGGCUACAGAAACUCUGAGAACUUCGACGGAAUAAUUUCCGUUCAACUUCCCCCCCCAGACAACGAUGAUCACCAGAUACUAGUGAGUUAUCACAGCAAUCGCGGACUGAGAGAUGCGAAGUACGUGGUGGGUUACACCGCGGCGAAGGCAAAAACCAAUUACGCGACUGACGGAUCCGUUUUAAUCGCCGAGCGGAACAUUGACGCUCAUUUGAGAUUGAGCUGGGGUAAAUCCCCUGGGGAGUCCGUCAAUAACAUCCUCAACGCCACGUUCGAAGGGACGAAAAUAGGGCUGAAGUACUCGCUCUACACCCCAAAGUUCAUUCAAGAAGAGACUGGAAUUAUUCUAUUCAAUUACGACGGAGGCGAGGGUCAACGGAGCAUCCUCGACGCUGACGUUUACUACCCCUCGGCAACUAAAGUUGGAACUGCGCACGUUUCGUACGACAGCCUGAACAAUGUUAAUGGCACGUUGAACGCCACGACCCCAUUCCCGAGGUUCUCCUACGCAGCCUGUGACUUCGUCAUCCUGACGACGCUGAGGAGAAACAAGAGAUUCGUCAGGGUCUUCUGGCCGAACGACACUGCCUACAUGAACUCGGACUACUCUUACCAAAGCGAGAGACUGAAUUCUAAUCUCGAUGGGACUGUGCACCUGGAGAUUCCCCUGAGCACUCGUCACGUAGCUCAGCUCAAUUACGGGUACAAGAAGAGGCCUCAGGUGACCACUGGGGGGGCUCAACUGGAUUACAACAGGGAGAGGAUUCUCGACGCCAAGUACAACUCCAAGAGCGAAUCUCGUGGGGGUUUCGAUAAAGAUACAAUACAAAUCACCCUGGAGAAUCCCUUCCAACCCCUGGGUAUUGACUACAUCAAUCAGUUCGAGUACAGCGCUGGGAACGCUGGCACCAAUUACCCAACACUAGAGUCGCGAAGGGCGCAUGUCUACAGACUUGACAACAGCACUGCCUUCAGCAUCGCCGGGGAAUCGAGGAUCAGAACCACUCACGAGGGACAGGACAUCGAACUCCAAGCCGAGAGUUCCAAUAAAACAGUUAAACUACGAACGGAUUAUCAGGUGCUUCCUGGGGAGUUCAACCACAAUUGUCGGCUGGAUCUAGCCCAGGACGCUUGGGCAACGUACAGACUCAACAUCGUGAACAAAACUACUGAAGACAUGGAUAAUCAGUUCAUCGUGAUCGACAUUACGUACCCCCAUCGGAAUUUCACGAUGGACGGGUCCUACAUGAUAACCAGUCACGAGUUCAACACAGAGGGUAAACUUUCCUGGAACAAAACGUAUCCCCUGGGAGAGGAACCUUUCGAGUACGAGGAGGAGAGGCGAAUCGGCGCUGGGCUCGCGUGGAGGAAUCUAACGGAGAAUAGUGAAGGGGCCUCCGACAAACAGCUCCUCAAUUUCACUUUGAAGCACCCCAGCCUGACGAAGGACGCUAAUUUAGCGGGAUAUCUGCACAGAAGAGAUGGCAAGAUGCUGCUGAACACGACGAUCAUCGUCGACUACUCUGAGAACCCUGAGAAACUCGGGAGGCUGUCCGCAGUGGUGCACGACGACAGCAGUUCCCCCAGGGAAACCAAGUACUCUUAUUUGGUGCAGGGAAAGCACCCGAGGACGCGAUUGAAUCUAGACGUCUUCGGAUCAGUGACGAGGAACUCUUGGUCAUUCUUUCACACGUACCACAACGCGAGUUACGACAGGGGUUUCCUCCCCGGCGAGAGGGGGCAUUUGUACACGCGGAUUGACGUCCCCGAGCGGCGGAUGGAGUUCCAUCGAGAGAGCAAUGAAAUCACGAAACACCUGGAUCUCGCUUAUUACCCGACGCAUCCCGUCUACAGGAUCAACGGGAGCAUCGUGGACUCGGUUAAAUCGCUGAACGCCACUGGUGCUUACUACCUCAAUGUUCCUGAGAAACUCACCUGGAUGAUGGUGAACUACACUCCCGACGCCGUCACCAGUCUCAGGAUGUACGGGAACAUUCCCGAUGUUCGAAAUGCUGUGUUCGAUAUAUGGAGAACUUACGAGAGGGAUCUGGUGGUCAGCGACGUCUCGUUUUAUCUGAAAUUGAAUCAUUCGAGACUCGUUACGUACACUCUCAAGUGGCGGCCGGAGCUUAAAGGAGAUGUAGUGGAGAAUAUUAAGACGUCUCUGGCUGAUCUGUACGCGGAAUUUGGGAGGGAUGUGGAUUAUUGGAAGUACUACGUCAAGAGUGAGAGCGUCAGCGCUGUCAACGAGAUCUGGGACGAUGCUAAGGACGACCUGCGGGGGUACAUCAACGACUGGGAGAACCUGAAGGAGCUCGACGACGAUUUGCAGAAGCUGAAGAUAUAUCUUAAUGACUCCUACAACGCCAAUGAUUUUUACAUCAAAGAUAUGGUCGCCGUGGGGAUGUACGUGAUGGAUGAACUAGCUUUGAGAAAACAUAUCGAGUCCCUGCCGAAUAUUUUCAACGAAAUCUGGGAGAUAAUGGGAGAGUCUGGGGAAGCCAUCAGGAAUUCUCUCCUGUGGGUCAUUGAGGCGACCAAGGCUGCGUACAAAAAAAUCUGCGAAAUCGCAAGUGCUGUUCUCAAGGGAGAAUCAAUCUCACAGAUUGCUCAAAUUAUAGAGAAAAUUGUCGAGAAGUACGAUAAAUUCGUGAAGGAUCUUCACGUGUCGUUCAUCAAAUACAUCCAGAAGUUGUGGAGCAGUGUAUCUCUGGCGAUUAAUAAACAGUGGGACAGGAUUCUAAAGGCUAUGGAGCCACUGUUCAUCCGAGUUCUUCAUUAUUUAGAAGCUGUCCUCUGGAAGGCGAGCAAAGAGAUUCUGGAUUUUUUGUACGACCGCAGGAAUGAACUCAUCAAAUCCCCGUACUUCGACAGACUGGCUAAUUUCACGCAGGACGUGGACAAAUUGUACCGGGAUAUCAAGGCCAAUGACAUAAUCACGAACAUCAGAAAGUACUCAGCGAUCAUCAUUUCGUUCCUGCAGGAGCGAUACUUCACGAUGGUUCCAUUUGGAAAGGAACUGAAAGCCAUCAUCGAUGAGAUACUAACGGAGCUCUCGGAGUUGAAGAAACUGCCGAGCGUUCACUUCGCCCUCGACAAAUUCAAUUACAUUUACGAACGAGUCAGCUACUUCUACAAAUACUUCGGCGUGCAAGCGAAGCUGGAAAAAACUAUACGAAUAAUUCACGCCAAGUUGAUGGACGUGAGUCAGAGUGCGCUUCAAGCUGAGAGUAAAUACAGAGAGGCGAAGACUAAAUUCAUAUUCGAUCCGAACAUCGGGCUCAUGUGUCUCGAGCAGAAGCUGCCCGUCUCGUGGCACGCGUUCAAUCAGACCCCGGAAUUCCAGGAGAUCCCUGAGUACAGGGCAAUCAUUGAUCUGCGGGACUACUUCACGACCUCGAACGCAACUUUCUGGACACUCUAUUACCGGUUCAGACCCUACACCGAUCCCUACAAUCUACUGCCGCCCUUCAAAGCCCAGGCGAUGAUCGUUGGCCAUCAACACUACGUCACAUUCGACGGUCAUCACUACGCUUUCGUCGGGAAUGGAACUUAUCUGCUGGCCAGUGACUUUGUAGCCAGCGAAUUUGCUGUUCUGAUAUCUUACGACAAUUCGCCCGUUGCAGAAGCAAAUUCCACAGUGAAGCACAAGAUUAUCGUGCUCUGCGGACCCCAGGAGAUCGAAAUAGAUGUCUUCGCUGACACCGUUGCCAUCCGCAACUCCAAUGACUCCCUCCGACUUCCUAUGGAAUUGGAAAAUGGAAUGGGAUUUGUGCAUCAAAAAGAGAGCAUUGUAACGGUGGAAUUGAAGAGGGGACUGUUCAACCUCAAAUGCAAUCUUAAAUACGACGUAUGUGUCCUGGAAUUAGCGGGAUGGUACUUCGGAAAAACAGCGGGAUUGCUGGGCACAAUGAACCACGAAGGCUACGACGACACGAUUCAAUCGAGUGGAGUUGUUGCGGGUGAUAUUCUCAGUUUUGGGAACAGUUGGAGAAUCCCGGAGGCAAAUCAAUUAGAAAAUAAUCCCCCGCCCCUCAGGAAUCUGGCAACAGCUGGUGAUGCUGAUGAGGAGGCCCUCAAAUUCUGCCAGAAUAUCUUCUCCAACAAGAGCUCGGAAUUCGGCGACUGUUUUGCAGUGGUCGAGCCCGCAUUUUACGCAACAGCAUGCGCAAAUUCAAGAUCAGUGUCUGACGCUUGUACACUAGCGAUAUCUUACAUGCAGAUCUGCGGGUUCUAUGAUACGUUUUUGAGAAUUCCAGACAUUUGUACUUUCUGUCCCAUGAGUGACGGAUCUGCAGUUCCCGAGGGGGAGUUCCGAACACUAGAGGGAAAUCGCGUGCCCAAGUCCACGGAUGUUGUUUUCAUUGUUGAGGCGAAGAGUUGUAAUUACGAUGUAAAACAGAAUCGAAGUGUUAGUACUCUCGUGAGUCAGAUUAGUAAGGAACUCAUGGACAGUGGGCUGAAGAAUAAUCGCUGGGCACUUGUGACUUUCGGAGGUGACGGGGUUUAUGAUAAACCGAGGAGUCUCAUUCUUGAUAAUAAAAUAUUCACGCAGGAUACCGAGAGAUUCCCCGAUUAUUUCGAUACCAUUGGCAUUGGGAAUGGCAAUCAGGACGUGUUUGGGGCGAUAGCGUUUGCCUCGCAAUUAGUUUUCAGAGCCGGUGUGUCCAAGACCUUCAUCCUGAUGCCCUGUUCGCACUGCGAACCCCAGAACCAGACGUUGGAAUAUUCUGUUAUUAAUCAGGUACUGCUCGAGCACGAAACUACACUUCAUAUUCUCAUGGAUGGAGACUUUAAUUUCAAUAAGCAGAGGCUGAGUAAAAUAUUUUAUGGCCUCGACGCGACAAAAUCCUACACCAGGAAAGAUGUGAAGAUUCUGAGUGGUGAUGUCGACCUCAGGCGUCAAGUUAAAUUGUCUAAGAGUGCUUUGGGGUACUGCACCCCACUCUCUCUCGAGUCUAAUGGAACGAUAUUCAGUGGGAAUAAGUUGAGGUUUGAGAAACCCACUGCUGUCAAGAAAUUUGCUAGUGUUUUUGCGAAGAGAGUCGCAGCAACUGCCUCCCCCAGCUCCUGUCAACACUGCGAGUGCACUGCGGAUAAUGACGGCGUCACUCACAUGGACUGUAUGCCCUGUGUCUAUCCCAUGCCGACGUAUGUCGAUUAUGUCAGCGAAACUUUCAAUGAAGACGACACAUUGUCAGUCCUUCAACCGAUGGACGUCGACUACGUUCAAAUUGAUGAUGUAGAAGACUAAUUUAACGUAUACACGUAUAUUCUCUUCAAUAUCACAACUCUCAUGAGUUUCAGUUUGUAUUAUAUUUGAAAUAAUGACAUUGUUAAAUCAAAUUUAUAAUAUUUCACAUGUGUCAUAUAAAACCAUUUUCUAAUGUUCAAUUUGUAUACCAAUAGUAUAAUAACGACAAUAUCAUAUUUACCUCUA
Messenger RNA from Diachasma alloeum, 13232 nucleotides. RefSeq lists its product as uncharacterized. Gene Ontology annotation, biological process: lipid transport. The coding region runs from base 123 to 13046 and encodes 4307 amino acids. The transcript has 5 exons. Gene Ontology annotation, molecular function: lipid carrier activity. NCBI's taxonomy places the organism in Eukaryota, Metazoa, Arthropoda, Insecta, Hymenoptera, Braconidae. The record is from RefSeq and is a predicted model, not a curated record.